AUGGCCACCGUAACCUCUGCAGCUGUUGCUAUCCCAUCUUUCACCGGCCUAAAGGCCGCCAAUGGAACCUCUUCCAAGGUAAAUGCUAGCGCCAAGGUCGCAGCCACACCGUUCCCAAAGAUGAGCAUCAAGGCUUCAAUGAAAGAAAUUGGUGUCGCUGUUGCAGCCACCGCAGCAAGUGCUUUGCUUGCAAGCAACGCUAUGGCUCUUGAUGUGUUGCUCGGAAGUGAUGACGGAGGAUUGGCUUUUGUUCCAAACAACUUCUCUAUAGCUUCUGGAGAAAAGAUUGUGUUCAAGAACAAUGCUGGUUUCCCCCACAACAUUGUUUUCGACGAGGAUGAAAUUCCGAGUGGAGUUGAUGCAAGCAAAAUCUCCAUGGACGAAGCUGAUCUCCUCAACGCCCCUGGAGAGACUUAUGCUGUUACCUUGACUGAGAAAGGGACUUACAGUUUCUACUGUUCCCCUCACCAGGGAGCUGGCAUGGUCGGAAAAGUGACCGUUAACUAAAACUCUACUUGUUUGGUAUCAUAUCAUAUUCCUCUUGUUUUUUUUAAGCAUUGAGGUAGAAGAGUUCAUAAAUCUUUGAAGUUGGAUAUGGUUAGAUAAUUAAAUGUAUGCAGUGUCAAAUUUGUAUAAUUCCUUUAUGUUUCCUUAUUUGACAAUGUAUUUCUAGCAAUGGCUUAUAUAUCUGAGGAUUAGAUGUCA
Mercurialis annua (annual mercury) is the source of this 705-nucleotide messenger RNA. Its product is annotated as plastocyanin. Bases 1 to 507 code for a protein of 168 amino acids. The record is from RefSeq and is a predicted model, not a curated record. Gene Ontology annotation, cellular component: chloroplast thylakoid lumen. Gene Ontology annotation, molecular function: copper ion binding. NCBI's taxonomy places the organism in Eukaryota, Viridiplantae, Streptophyta, Magnoliopsida, Malpighiales, Euphorbiaceae. The transcript has a single exon.